CACCAGCUGCGUAGCGCAGCAUAGCUCCAUCUCCAUCCCGUUCCUCUUCCAGUCUUCCUCCGUCCCCAAUCCCCUCCUCCCCGUCUCCCCCACCGGCCACAACCCUAGCUUGCCCCCAAAUCCAUGGAUCCCACCAAAUCCAGCACCCCUCCGCCUCCCCCAGUCAUGGGCGCCCCCGUUGCCUACCCUCCAGCGGCUUACCCUCCCGCCGCGGCCGCCGGAGCCGCCGCCUACGCUCCGCAGCUCUACGCGCCGCCCGCCGCAGCCGCUGCCCAGCAGGCGGCCGCUGCGCAGCAGCAGCUGCAGAUGUUCUGGGCGGAGCAGUACCGCGAGAUCGAGGCCACUACGGACUUCAAGAACCACAACCUCCCGCUCGCCCGCAUCAAGAAGAUCAUGAAGGCCGACGAGGACGUCCGCAUGAUCGCCGCCGAGGCCCCCGUCGUGUUCGCGCGCGCCUGCGAGAUGUUCAUCCUCGAGCUCACCCACCGCGGCUGGGCGCACGCUGAGGAGAACAAGCGCCGCACGCUCCAGAAGUCCGACAUUGCUGCCGCCAUCGCCCGCACAGAGGUGUUCGACUUCCUCGUCGACAUCGUGCCGCGCGACGACGCCAAGGACGUUGACGCUGCUGCCGCCGCCGCUGCGGCGGCUGCGGCUGCCGGGAUCCCGCGCCCCGCCGCCGGCGUGCCUGCUACCGACCCGCUUGCCUACUACUAUGUCCCUCAGCAGUAAUGUAUCAUCAUCGCCUUCUUAAUGGUUUCCUAAGCGCAGAAUGUGUUGUUGUAUGCCUGUUGUAGUUGCUACUGCUGUUGUUGUUGCCGCGUAAUAAGACUUGUUGAUCAUCGAUGGGCGUCCCCCUGAGCUUAAGCAUUGAGCUGUUUUAUUCUAGAAUCCCGGGUAAGAUUGUUGUAAUGGGGGACGCCCUUUGAUUGGGUUGGUAGUGUAUGUCUAAGCCUAACUCAUCAGAUGCUGUAAUCCAACAAGUAUUAUGCGGGUGUCUGGUAAUUACUGUGCAAUUCCUGUUCUUCA
Messenger RNA from Setaria italica (foxtail millet), 1026 nucleotides. Its product is annotated as nuclear transcription factor Y subunit C-6. Gene Ontology annotation, molecular function: protein heterodimerization activity; DNA-binding transcription activator activity, RNA polymerase II-specific. Lineage: Eukaryota; Viridiplantae; Streptophyta; Magnoliopsida; Poales; Poaceae. The record is from RefSeq and is a predicted model, not a curated record. The transcript has a single exon. Bases 124 to 729 code for a protein of 201 amino acids. Gene Ontology annotation, cellular component: nucleus. Gene Ontology annotation, biological process: regulation of DNA-templated transcription.